Molecule: messenger RNA, 6440 nt
Organism: Conger conger (European conger)
Lineage: Eukaryota; Metazoa; Chordata; Actinopteri; Anguilliformes; Congridae
Gene: adgrl2a
Product: adhesion G protein-coupled receptor L2a
Exons: 25
Coding region: 604-5076 (1490 amino acids)
Biological process (GO): brain development; cell surface receptor signaling pathway; adenylate cyclase-activating G protein-coupled receptor signaling pathway
Cellular component (GO): membrane; neuron projection
Molecular function (GO): carbohydrate binding; G protein-coupled receptor activity
Source: RefSeq, a predicted model, not a curated record
AUUGUCAUUCAGGGGGACUCAAAGUGGAUUGACAUCAGCGGUGGAGAGGUUUCUUUUUCCCCCAUUUUCCUGCCAUUUCAGACUAGAGCUGAAAACAGCUCUCCUCUUUUGCCUGAUUUUGCUUCUCUCUCCUCUCACGUUGCCUGGUGCUGUGCUUUUUCUACGUGUUUUGACUCCUGUGGAAGAGAGGGGAAGAAAUCGAAUCCUUAAACAGGACUGUUGAUGAGUUUAGACUAAGUAGCGGCUCACCAUGGAGCAGUUUGUCCGGUCUACGGGAAUGUGUGGACUCAAAGAAAGACCUGCUGUCUGAUAAAGCACUAUCUGUCCCAGAUAAGUGGAGCAUGCAUCAGAGCUGCAGAGCUUCUCUUUAUGCUGCCUGCUGUGCACUGAGCUGCAGAGGAGUUCUCAUUACAAGCCUGCCUGCCUUCUCCUUACUUCCAUUGUCUGACUGAUUUUGCCAUUGCCUUCAAAAUAUUCCACUUGUCUGUUUUCUCAAAAAAAGGUAAGAAGAUCAAUGAUGAAGAUCAUUGAGAUCUGCAAGUUUGGAGUUUUUUAACGACAGUCAACAUUACCAAGCACACAAGACCAACCAAGCAAAGCACAAUGGCAAGCUCAGUGUGGAAACUACCAACCUUCUGCUGGCUGAUGUUCACAAUGACUCACUUACAGUGUUCAGAUGGGUUUAGUCGUGCAGCGAUGCCGUUUGGCUUGGUGAGAAGAGAGCUAUCUUGCGAGGGUUACCCGAUUGACCUACGCUGUCCAGGAAGUGAUGUCAUCAUGAUUGAGAGUGCCAACUACGGCCGGACAGAUGACAAAAUCUGUGAUGCUGACCCCUUCCAGAUGGAAAACAUUAACUGCUACCUCCCUGAUGCCUACAAAAUUAUGUCACAAAGGUGCAACAAUCGAACACAAUGUGUUGUGAUCACUGGGUCAGAUGUCUUCCCUGACCCAUGUCCAGGGACUUACAAAUACCUUGAGGUCCAGUAUGAGUGUGUCCCCUACAUUUUUGUUUGUCCCGGAACACUGAAAGCAGUUGGAGAUACAUCCUUUCUGUACGAGGCGGAGCAACAAGCAGGCGCAUGGUGCAAAGACCCCCUUCAAGCGGGUGACAAAAUCUAUUUCAUGCCCUGGACUCCUUAUCGCACAGAUACACUCAUUGAGUAUGCUUCACUCGACGACUUCCAAAACACUAGACAGACCACAACGUAUAAACUUCCUCACCGGGUGGACGGCACUGGAUUUGUGGUGUAUGACGGUGCAGUGUUUUUUAACAAGGAGCGGACACGAAACAUUGUCAAGUUUGACCUGAGGACCAGGAUCAAAAGCGGGGAGGCCAUCAUCAACAACGCCAACUACCAUGACACGUCGCCCUACAAGUGGGGCGGAAAAACUGACAUCGACUUGGCCGUAGAUGAGAAUGGCCUGUGGGUGAUCUAUGCCACAGAGCAAAAUAAUGGGAUGAUGGUUAUCAGCCAGUUGAACCCUUACACCCUCAGGUUCGAGGCAACCUGGGAGACGACAUAUGACAAGCGCUCGGCCUCCAACGCCUUCAUGAUCUGCGGAGUCCUCUACGUAGUGAGGUCCACAUAUGAGGACAAUGAGAGUGAAGUCAGCAAGAGCCUGAUCGACUACAUCUACAACACCAAACAGAAUCGGGGCGAAUAUGUGGAUAUUCACUUUCCCAACCAGUACCAGUAUAUUGCAGCUGUGGAUUACAAUCCGAGAGAUAAUCAGCUAUAUGUAUGGAAUAAUUAUUACAUAUUGAGGUAUAAUCUGGAGUUUGGACCCCCGGACCCAGCACAAGUGCCAACGAUAUCAGAAGCGACCAUUAUCACUGACCUCCCUAAAACAACAACUACCACCACCACCACCACUACACAGAAAGGCCAGGCGAACACCACCACCACAGUUGGCCCAAGAGAAGGAAACAAAGGGCCAAAAACACCUCCUGAAGUUCCUGAAACCACAGCCCCACCCUCCCCGGACUCCUUCCCCCUACCAGAAAGGUUUUGUGUGGGUACCGAGAAAAGGGAUAUAUCAUGGCCCCAGACACAGAGAGGAAUGAUGGUGGAGAGGCCUUGCCCCAAGGGAACUAGAGGCACUGCCUCCUAUCUGUGUGUGCUAUCCACUGGGGCCUGGCACCCAAAAGGGCCUGACCUUAGCAACUGCACUUCCCACUGGGUUAAUCAAGUUGCUCAGAAGAUCAGAAGCGGCGAAAAUGCAGCUAACCUUGCAAAUGAGCUGGCCAAGCAUACCAAAGGACCCAUCUUUGCUGGCGAUGUUAGUUCGUCGGUGAGAUUGAUGGAGCAGCUGGUUGAUAUCUUAGACGCUCAGCUACAGGAGUUGAGACCCAGCGAGAAGGACUCUGCAGGCCGGAGUUUUAAUAAGCUACAAAAGCGUGAAAGGACAUGCAGGGCAUAUAUGAAGGCUAUUGUAGAUACGGUUGACAAUCUUCUGAGACCCGAAGCCUUGAAAUCCUGGCAAGAUAUGAACUCCACAGAGCAAACACAUGCUGCAACAAUGUUACUCGAUACCUUGGAGGAAGGAGCCUUUGUCCUUGCUGACAAUCUAAUGGAACCAGCUAUAGUGAAAGUACCAGCAGAAAAUAUAAUCCUGGACGUUUAUGUGCUCAGCACAGAUGGUCAGGUGCAGGAUUUCAGAUUUCCCCAGACCAGUAAGGGUGCUAUUUCUAUCCAGCUGUCUUCUAACACCGUGAAGCUCAACAGUAGAAACGGUGUGGCCAAGUUGGUAUUUGUUCUUUAUAAAAACCUGGGGCAGUUCCUCAGCACAGAAAAUGCCACAAUUAAAUUUGGCAAUGAAGCUAACGGACGGAACCAUUCUGUGGCAGUAAACUCACACAUCAUUGCAGCUUCAAUCAACAAAGAGUCCAGUCGUGUGUUUAUUACGGAUCCCGUGAUUUUUACCCUGGAGCACAUUGACACUGAGCAUUACUUCAACUCAAACUGUUCAUUUUGGAACUAUUCUGAAAGGAGUAUGAUGGGAUACUGGUCUACCCAAGGCUGUAAACGCCUGGACACCAACAAAACUCACACAACCUGUUCCUGUAGCCACCUCACCAACUUUGCUAUUCUAAUGGCACAUCGAGAAAUUGUGGGUAAAGACGGAGUGCAUGAGUUGCUCUUAACUGUCAUCACCCGGGUGGGGAUUGUCGUCAGUCUGGUUUGCUUGGCUGUCAGCAUCUUCACUUUCUGCUUCUUCCGAGGCUUGCAGAGCGAUCGCAACACCAUCCACAAGAACUUAUGCAUCAAUCUCUUCAUCGCUGAGUUAAUUUUCCUAAUUGGUAUCGAUAUGACAGAACCCAGGAUUGGCUGCUCCAUCAUUGCUGGGAUAUUGCAUUUUUUCUUCCUGGCUGCAUUUGCCUGGAUGUGUCUGGAAGGCGUGCAGCUUUACCUCAUGCUGGUUGAAGUUUUUGAGAGUGAAUAUUCUCGCAGAAAGUAUUACUACGUUUCUGGCUACAUUGUUCCUGCAAUAGUUGUGGGUGUCUCUGCAGCAAUUGACUACAGGAGCUAUGGGACAAAGAAGGCUUGUUGGCUAAGGGUGGACAAUCACUUCAUAUGGAGCUUCAUUGGUCCAGUCACAUUCAUCAUUAUGCUGAAUCUCAUCUUCCUGGUUAUUACGAUGUACAAAAUGGUGAAGCACUCCACUUCAUUAAAACCUGACUCCAGCAGGUUGGAGAAUAUCAAUAAUUACCGUGUUUGUGAUGGCUACUAUAAUACCGAUUUACCUGGCUAUGAAGAUAAUAAGCCAUUUAUCAAAUCCUGGGUCCUUGGUGCGUUUGCAUUGCUCUGCCUUCUGGGGUUGACGUGGUCUUUUGGUUUAUUUUUUAUCAACGAGUCCUCUGUAGUGAUGGCAUACCUCUUCACGAUAUUCAACACAUUUCAAGGAAUGUUCAUCUUUAUAUUCCACUGCCUACUCCAGAAAAAGGUCCGCAAAGAGUACAGCAAAUGUUUCCGCCAUACCUACUGCUGUGGCGGAUUGCCCACUGAGAGCUCCCACAGUUCGGCAAAGACAUCCACAACCAGGACUAGUGCCCGCUACUCCUCCGGAACUCAGAGCCGUAUCAGGAGAAUGUGGAAUGACACUGUAAGAAAGCAAUCUGAGUCCUCCUUUAUCUCAGGUGACAUCAACAGCACCUCAACCCUCAACCAAGGGAUGACGGGCAAUUAUCUACUAACAAAUCCUCUUCUUCGACCGCAAGGCACUAACAACCCCUAUAACACCUUACUCGCUGAAACGGUUGUAUGUAACACCCCCUCAGCGCCAGUGUUUAACUCUCCAGUGACCUACAGAGAGACAAGACAUUCACUGAACAAAGCCAGGGAUACAAAUGCAAUGGAUACUCUACCGCUAAAUGGUAAUUUUAAUAAUAGCUACUCUCUUCGCAAUGGGGACUACGGUGACAGUGUGCAGGUGGUGGACUGUGGACUCAGCCUCGACGAUGCGGCCUUUGAGAAAAUGAUCAUCUCCAAACUGGUGCAGAACAACCUCAGGGCCUGCAGCAAAAACCACAACAUGGAGAGAACUUCCACCAAAGUGGCUGUGGGCGGGAGCAGCAGCGAAGAUGACGCCAUCUUGGCUGACGCCUCAUCUUUGGUGCACGGGGAUAACCCAGGCCUGAGCCUGGAUUUACACCACAAGGAGCUGGAGGCCCCACUCAUUCCCCAGCGGACUCACUCGCUUCUGUACCACCCGCAGAAGAAAGUGAAGGCUGAGGGCAUGGACACUUACGUCUCUCAGCUCACGGCUGAGACUGAGGACAAUUUGCAGUCGCCAAACAGAGACUCGUUGUACACUAGUAUGCCUAACCUAAGAGACUCUCCCUACCCUGAGAGUAGCCCCGAUGUAGAGGAGGACCUUUCACCUUCUAAGAGGAGCGAGAGCGAGGACGUUUAUUACAAGAGCAUGCCUAACCUUGGAGCUGGAAACCAGCUUCAGGCUUACUACCAGAUCAGCAGAGGCAAUAGCGACGGAUAUAUUAUUCCUAUUAACAAAGAAGGCUGCAUCCCUGAAGGAGAUGUAAGGGAAGGACAGAUGCAGUUGGUGACAAGCCUUUAAAUGUAUUUAGAUACCCCCCUCUGCCCCCACCCCCUAAGACACACACACACACACACAUGCACACACACACACACAGGCACGCACACACAUGCGUGAGCCUUUUUGACCAUCCUGGCAAAACAACAUGAAUGAUAUACUGUCGAAGAAUUUCUACUGAAACAAAACUCUACCCACCAACUGCUCUUCCCGUGGCUCAUGUACCCACUCCCCUCGUCUUCACAGACAGACUGCAGUGUAUGGACAUUGCUCUGCACUAGCAUUUACAUUGCUGUGAAGUUUUUAAAAGACUGUGUAAAUACUAUACAGAAUGUUUUAAAAAAUUAAAGACAAGCCAAUUAUGUAUUUAAAUGUUCUGCUGCUGCUGUUGAACGACCGAAAAGACAGAAAACGUACUGGCCAUUCCAAUUCAGCAGUUUUUCAGCAGGUUGUACAUACACCUACAUCAUUGUUUUUUUCAAAGCCUGUUUUGUAUUAUAUACAAAAUCAAGCUCCAGGACCAUAACUGGAACUAUGGGACUGAAAUUUUCCUGAUGAGACAAUUAAAUUAGGAAUAUAAAGGUCCUGGAUUCUAGAACAGACUCAUCCCCACCCUUGUGAAGAUUGGAUCUUAUAACCACUAGCAAUCAAGCCCCAGGCCUUAUAUUUUCGCAAUUGUACAUUGAACUGUUGUCAAGGAUAAUGGUGAAAAAUAUAUUUUGUUGUAUUGCUAGUGUAAAAUAAAAUUCAUGGCAACCAGAAAUAUAAAAGAAGACAUUUUAAUUAAAAUUUUAAAGUUUGAAGAGACUAUUGUGUAAAAGUUGCACAUAUGUUAUGAAAAUGUGUUUAUUCUUCUUACACUUCAUUCAUUGUAGUAUGUUUGAACAAAAAAGAUAUAGAAAUUAAAAGAUCAAAAUACAAGGUUAUCUCAUUCUCACUUUUUCCACUUGUGAACAGUGUUUUUGCUGACAUGAAUCAUACAUAUUACUCAUCAAAACAGGAUAACAUAUUUUUUAUUUUAUUUUAGUAUAGCAUAAAAUGAAUUCCCUAUUUCAGCCAAUAAAGCCAUGCCUUACACAAACCUGGUCUGAAUCAGAUGGGAAACCUAAAUUUUAGCUAAUUAUAUCAUGAAGAAAUAAGGCACAAGGCACUUAAGACAUCUCUAAGAUUUUAUAUCUCUUCCAAAUAUGUUUCAGCUGACGGGUUUGGGUUCAUUUAUUUAUUUAAAGAUCAUGAAGAAAGUGUAUGAAUUAUUAUUUUCCAGCACUGGUAUGCUUAGUUCAUUCUUUUCUGUAAACAUGAUUAAUAAAGAGCCCAUCACUAAAAAAGAAACCAAUGUAAAGUUCAACACUUGUUUAACAAUAAAUAAAUGUGAGAGUUUUUGUCAA